UUGUUGCAGUGGGGCAUAGAAAUUAGCAAUUCCAGAUGUUAAGCUCUCAGAUGCUCCCUCGUCUUGCAUGUUGGACUCAACGAACACUCUCUCACUCUCUGCACUUUCCAUCUUCUUCCAUUUCCAGUUCCAGGAAAAGGUUUUGUGUAAACUGCUUCAACAAGAAAAUGGAUGAACACAGUAAUUUGCUUGCUAGGGAUAGAAAGCGUGCCAAUUUUCGAUUAUGCAAGUUGUCAAAUUAUACCUCUGAAAUACUGGAGAUACAAGCUGAUGCACCAAGUUUGCAUGUUCUGGUUGUUCCUGGAAACCCAGGUGUUAUAUUAUUCUACAAGGAUUUUGUGGAAUUUCUAUAUGAGCUUCUUGGAGGAACUGCGUCUAUCACAGCUAUUGGCCAAGUCUCUCAUUCAAGAAAGGAUUUGGAGCACGGAAGGUUGUUCUCUUUACAAGAACAAAUCGAUCAUAAGAUUGAUUUUAUCAAAGAGGAACUGCAAGAUAUCAAGAUUCCUAUAAUACUGGUUGGCCACUCUAUUGGUUCAUACACAUCUAUUGAAAUGUUCAAGAAAUCUCCAGAGAAGGUGAAGUAUUGCAUUGGACUUUAUCCAUUUUUGACAUUAAAUCCACAUUCAAUAACACAGUCAAUUAUUGGAAAAAUUGCACAAUCCCAAAUUCUAGCUGCUGCUCUCAGCUACCUGAUAGCAUCAUUAGGAUUGUUACCAGUCAAGGCUUUGACGUUUAUUGUUAGAAAAUCCCUUGGGAAGUCAUGGUCUGCCAAUGCAGUUGAGGCUGCAUGCUCUCACUUGUCACAGUACCAUACCAUGCGAAAUGUCCUCUAUAUGGCUAUGACUGAAUUCAAAGAAUUAGCGGAGACACCAGAUUGGGCAUUUUUAAGAGAAAGGAAGGAUCAAUGUGCAUUUUUAUUUGGUGAUGAUGAUCACUGGGGCCCACUUCAAUUGCAUGAAGAGAUCUCAAAGCAGGUUCCUGGUAUUCCCUUAUUUAUUGAACGAGAAAACCACACUCAUGGUUUCAGUUGCACUGAGGCUGGUUCAUUAUGGGUGGCUCAGCACGUUGCAAACUUAAUUAAGAAUCAAGUAGCAUGUGCAAACCAAUGAGCUCUGGCUCCUUGGCGGCUUGUAUAAUAAAACUACACCUGUGGCUUCUGUUGCAUUAAGCCUUGUUCAUUUAGGGUGGCUCAGCAUGUGGCAAACAUAAUCAAGAAUCCGGCGGUUUGUACAAACCAAUAAGGUCUGACUCUUUUGCUAUUAUUGGCCUGUAUUAUGUGAGUUUUCUAAGUUAAUCGCCGAAAGGAUUGAAUCAGUAAUCACUGAUAAAUUAUAAAAAUUAUAGUUUUAAAAAACUGGGUUGCAUUUCUUUAUCAACGUUACUACUUACUAGUGCAUUUGUUUCUCAAAAUUUUAUCAUGGCCGACCAAAUUCUACUAUUAUCUUGUUGGUCUUGUCUCCCAUUAGUAAAAUAAAAUUAGAGCAUAAUUGAUUGAAAAACCAAUGGAUGAAUUUUAACCUCAAAGUAUGUUAGUGGAGCAGGAGCACCAUGCACCUGUGUUGGUGGAAUUUGCCAUUCUUUGACUUUUGUUACUGUGGGGAAGUUUUUGCUUGUAGACUCUUUCAUAAUAUCAUCUUUCACUUAAGAAUUUAUGCUUAAGUGUAAAAGUAAAAGUAAAAGUGAUUAGUUUAUUCAAGGUUACAAAAAAAAAAAAAGUGAAUACUUUGACACGAAAAUACUAUUAAUUUAAAUGGCAUAAAAUAAUUAAUGUCAUGAAUGACAAGUAACCAAAAUUGGUGAUGAAGAUAAGCAAAAUCACGAGUGUCUUUCCGAAAGCUUAAUCUAAAUAAGCUUGCACCCCGUGACUACAACAAAAUAUUUUUGAUUACCUUAAUUUUUCUAUAUAUUAAUAGACAGGAUUGCUUUCUAAAAUAUUUGCAUGUGUCACAAACUGUAGUGCUUUUAAAGGGUAAAUUCGAGUGUACUACUCUAACAUACAUUCACAAUCAAUUCAUUGUCGGUUGUUCACGAUGAGAGUAAUUCACUUCGCUUUCUUUAAUUGAUCACAAAUUUUCAGAAUCGGAUCUUUGAGAAACUGUAGCUGCUUACUAGCUCCGCAGUAAAGGUUUGAAAUAAACCUACAAUUACUAGUAUGUCAAAUUGGGUACAUGAGAUGAAGAUGCAUGGAUGCCACUUAUUCUAACAUUGAAAUCAGAUUAUUUUGAAACACUCGUUUGCUAGCAACAAAAGAAAGAGAUUUAGUUUUUCCUGUUUUAUUUUUCUGCUACUUAAAGUAGUUUCACCCGACCGGCACAUCCUACAUAUUUUCUGUUUUACUUUUCUGCUACUUAAGUAGCAGACUUUAUAAAAAUGAAAUUAUUUUGAAAAAUGUCGUCUACUACUUUAGUAGACGUUGUAAAAAUAGGGUUUUUUUAGGGGGGUGGGGUGUCCGCUACCUAAGUAACGGACGGGGUACUUUGGUAAAUUCGUAGGGCGCGCGAGAAAAUAGAUAGAGUGAUCAAACUAAAUCUCCAAAAGAAAGACAACAUGAUAAUAAAAACAGGAUUAAUUAGUCUUAGUGAGCUUAGCUCAGUUUGGAGCUCGGGUUCGAACCCGGGACACUUCACUUAUUCACUUUUAAGGUGAAUUUUGUAGUCGCUAGGUUACUUGAAAAAAAAAAAAAAACAGGAUUAAUUAUGUAGUCCUUAUAAAUUAUUUUAUGUCAAAAAAUUCUAAAUCAAUUGAACAUGGUCAAGAAAAGACACCUAAAAUGAAUAACAGUAGUGUAGUGCAAAUGUGCAGAUUUUUUUUCCUUUCUCCGAUAAUUGUCUUUGAAACAUAUCGAACUAAAUACAACAAAUAUUUUUUUUGACAGUAAAUAACAAAUAUCUUAGAAGUAUAAAAUCAAACGGAUAUUCUUUUUUUUUUUACAAUGUUGUCAAUUGAUGAUCGAACCUAAAACUUCAUGCAUACUAUUCAAAUCCCUCAGCACUAGACCAAACAUAGUGGUCUAAAGGGAUAUUCCUAUUCGCAUAAACUUUUAGAUCGAACCUAAAACUUCAUGCAUACUAUUCAAAUCCCUCAGCACUAGACCAAACAUAGUGGUCUAAAGGGAUAUUCCUAUUCGCAUAAACUUUUAAUAUUAUAAAAAUGAAAAUGCCAAAAAUCUAAUCCUUAUAUUCUUGCUCUGCUGUCAUAUCAGCCUCUUACUUGUAGUUGUCAUUAAAGACAAGAUCUUCCAAAUCUCAUAUUAAAUUCAUAGUUAAAGUAGCCAUUUAUUAUUUCCCAAAUCAAAACCUAUCACAUUAGCAAGACAAAUGACCACCUUGUGAAUAUUCAUUUCAUACCAUGCGCAAACCUGAAAUGCCUCUGAUUCUCAAUGCAUGCCAUCAUAUGCCAAUCCUCUAGUUACCUCCAUCAACAUUUUUUUUUUACUUUAAUACUCAAAUUACCAGAUUCACAUUUUAGAUGCGAAUAAGUAUGGAAUUUCAAGUUUGAACCUAGGUCACUGUAUAUCAAUGUCCCUUCAACUACUAACUGAAUUACGAAACAUUUCUAUUCAAAAAUUAAAACUAAAUAGUCAGUUUAGUUCUUAAAUGUGUAAGACAGUGCUAGUAUAAUCUUUAAAUGUAUUAAAAUUAUAAACACAUUUCUUCAAAUGUCUCUUAUGUUAAUAAAAUCUGAUGAACAAAAUUGACCAACUGAUAAACACAUUUCACAUCUUGGAGUUCCAAAAUAAUUAAGACAUAUUUAAAUAUUUUUUAAGAAAAAUUUGAUUCAUUUAAAGACUAUUGUGACAACACUAUUUAAAGACCAAAAUGAUGAUUUAUAUUUUUUUAAAAAAAACUACUGUCCAGGUCACUAUGCUGUCACAAAAUUAACCAAGCAAGUUAAAUAAAUGAUCCUUUAUUAGUUCACAUGCAACACUAACAUUAAGACCUCCUUAUAGCUUAUACAGUCCCCAUCACAAACCCAUCUCCAUAAAUAAAAAGCCACUUUCUACAGCAACACUAUACCCUUUGACUUAGGCAAUAUCCUUCUUCUGUUCCCUUCUCUUUUUUCAUACUCUCUUUCCAUAGCAGUCACAGAACACAAAAUAACAUAGCAAUGUCUAGCUCCAGAAAGAAGCUUCUUCUGAACACUGUGUCGGUGAAACUAGGCUGUGGAAGUUGCAGAAAGCUAAAGUUAAGUAACAUAUUCAACCCAAAACCAAAACCCAAGAACCCCACUUACCAAAAACACAAACUUUACAAUAACCAGUACUCCUCUUCCUCAGGUCCUUGGAGUAGUACUGAAGACAAAUAUGACAGUACAAGCACCCCAAAUACCACCACUACUACCAACACUGCCACCACAUUUUCACCUUUGUAUCAAUCAAACUUUUCUGAUUCAGAAACCUAUGCAAAGGACCAGAGAAGAGUAGGAGGUUUAGGCAGAGCUGGAGGAGAAGGUGUUGCUGUGGAGAAAGAUUCUGAAGACCCUUAUCUUGAUUUCAGACAUUCCAUGCUUCAAAUGAUAUUGGAGAAUGAAAUAUACUCAAAAGAUGAUCUUAGAGAGCUUCUGAAUUGCUUUCUUCAGCUGAAUGAACCUUAUCACCAUGGUGUUAUAGUCAGAGCUUUUACUGAGAUUUGGAAUGGUGUCUCUUUGAGGCCUAGUUCAUCGAGGGUUCAUACAACUCGGACCCGUAAGCCACGCAGACAUUAAUAGAUUAACUAUUAAGUGUGUAUUUGGUAUCACAACCGGUUAGACAAAAUCAUGGUAGCACCGUGAUUUUCUUGAAGCUAUAUAAAGUGUAGCUUCCACAAAAUCACGAUGGCUUACUAUGAUUUUGGCAAAUUAACUAUGAUACCAAAUAAGCGCUAAAUUCUCUUUGCUUGCAAGUUCUUUGUGUAAAUAGCUGAGCUAUGUGCUAUGUAUUAGGUUUAACGUAGUCCAGCUAUAUCUUGUUAAGUAUGCUUAUAAUUAUGAAGUUGCUAACUUUGUAUUGUGCUCCACAUUUUGGUGAUUAUCAUCCUAGUGUAAGAAAUGGAACUUUUGUUUCAGUUGGAAAACAAAUUUUAAUUUGCAUUUUCUUUCA
This is a messenger RNA of Trifolium pratense (red clover), 5077 nucleotides long. Its product is annotated as lipid droplet-associated hydrolase. The record is from RefSeq and is a predicted model, not a curated record. Gene Ontology annotation, molecular function: lipase activity. Gene Ontology annotation, biological process: lipid storage. Lineage: Eukaryota; Viridiplantae; Streptophyta; Magnoliopsida; Fabales; Fabaceae. The transcript has 14 exons. Bases 36 to 1109 code for a protein of 357 amino acids. Gene Ontology annotation, cellular component: lipid droplet.